GCUGACCAGACACCAAACUUUUGACCCGGAAGUGAAGCAUUUGAAGAUUGCAAGCCGAACCCAGUAUCUCAGUUUAGUUAGACUGACAGAGUUUAGCUUGUAUUUUAUUUUAAGGGAUUGUAGAAGUUGCUUAAUAUAUCGCAGAAGACUAAUGUUUUUGCACUUACUUUAUUAAUUGUUAAUCAGUUAUUCACUUUAAUCACUAACUGGUUGACUUCAGCAGAAUUUUCAUUCUCUGUGAUUUAAAAGAGAAAACGAAUGAAUGGCCACCUAUUUAGAUGAAGAAAAUCUUCAAAAACAAAUAGAAGAGAUAGAAGCGUUGUCAUCUAUAUAUGGUGAGGAAUGGUGUGUUAUCGAUGAAGCCUCAAGAAUAUUUUGCAUACAGGUUUCUGAUGAUCUGAACAAGCCUAAAUGGAGACUUUGCUUACAGGUUGUACUUCCUCUUGAAUAUCCCAGUACAGCCCCACCAAUUUAUCAGUUAAAUGCUCCUUGGCUUAAAGGAAAGGAUCGUUUAGAACUAUGUAACAGCUUGGAAGAAAUUUAUGUGACAAACCUUGGUGAGAGCAUUCUUUAUCUUUGGGUAGAAAGAAUCCGUGAAUUUCUUGUGGAAAAAUCACUUUCUGAUGACCCAGUUCCACAUAUCAAAUGUACUAACACCAUAAAAACAACUGAAGAAUUGGAAGUAGACUAUGAAGAUGAUUUUGACUUUGCGUAUCAGCCAGGCAUUCAGAAAGAUGCACCAAAAUUGCUUGAAUUUGUUUUACCUCAAGAAUCACAAGAUGAAGAACUUCCUCCAAUUUAUCACGGAGAGCCAAUGACGGAUCGAAGAAGUACCUUCCAGGCUCAUCUGGCACCUGUUGUAACACCAAACCAGGUCAAAAUGGUGUUGGAUAAACUGUAUGAGAACAAGAAAAUAGCAAGUGCUACUCACAACAUCUAUGCAUACAGAAUAUAUUGUGAAGACAAACAGACGUUCUUGCAGGACUGUGAGGAUGAUGGGGAGACUGCAGCAGGAGGACGUGUCCUCCAUCUGAUGCAGAUUUUAGAUGUCCGUAAUGUAAUGGUGGUGGUGUCUCGAUGGUAUGGUGGUAUCCUGCUGGGACCAGACCGUUUUAAACACAUCAACAACUGUGCCAGAAAUAUACUUGUGGAGCAUAAUUAUACAGAAUCAUUGGAUGAGUCCUGCAAAUCAGGGAAACACAAAAAAGUAAAGACCAAGAAAGGGCGAUGACAUGACUGAUGCCAUUAAGAUAGUUAAAUGGGGAUUAUGUGCAAUCGAGCAGCUGAAAGCAUGUUUAGCAUUUUUAUUAAUAGCUGAACAAGAGGAGUGUGCAGUUGGAUGUCCAGAUGAAAUAUAGGAGUGACAAAAAUAAUAUUACUGGAAUGUCACCCAAGAAUUAUGAUAAGCCUACAUUUGUUGCGUUCAGCAUUCUUUUCAUGGUUUAGUGUGGAGCACUGAUGAAGUGCUUUACCAUGUCAUAAACAUCAGUUAUUAACACUAAACAGACUUAUUACUGAAAAGUACUUAUUUUAUCUUGAAGUCAUAUAAACUAGAAAAAUUAUAAAGAACCUAUUUUGAAACGGACAUAAGUCUUUUAAUUAUAAAAUAGAAUAAUUAAUAAAGAACUUACUUUGAAACAGACAUGAUUCUCCUAAACAAACAAGUUGUAUCUUAUUUUUUUUUCAGAAACACCAGCAGAAAUUCAGGCUGCCAGUUGAUUAUUUUGUGUCUUUUUCACCGAAUGGUGUUUGCUAGUAGAUGUUUAUAUCAUGUUCAUUGCCGUUUUUUUAUUUGUAACAAAAUAGACAUUGAUAAGUAUUCAUA
This is a messenger RNA of Protopterus annectens (West African lungfish), 1825 nucleotides long. It is a transcript of the gene IMPACT, whose product is annotated as impact RWD domain protein. The record is from RefSeq and is a predicted model, not a curated record. Lineage: Eukaryota; Metazoa; Chordata; Ceratodontiformes; Protopteridae. The transcript is spliced from 12 exons. Gene Ontology annotation, cellular component: cytoplasm. Bases 263 to 1231 code for a protein of 322 amino acids. Gene Ontology annotation, molecular function: protein binding. Gene Ontology annotation, biological process: regulation of translational initiation.